GGAAGGAAAUGGAUUUUACCACUGCACGCCUUAUUUUCUUCAUAUUAUCAGCCGGGGCUGUCCUCUCCUAUGAACAUGAAACUCGCCUGAUAAACGACCUCUUUAAUAAUUACAACAAGGUUGUGCGUCCAGUGGAGACCUUCAAUGAUAAAGUUGUGGUGACGGUCGGAUUACAGCUCAUCCAGCUUAUUAAUGUGGAUGAAGUCAAUCAAAUUGUAGCGACAAAUGUUCGUCUAAAACAGCAAUGGGUUGAUGUGAAUUUAAAAUGGAAUCCAGCAGACUAUGGCGGGAUCCAGAAAAUCCGAGUUCCUUCCAGUAACAUUUGGCGCCCUGAUUUAGUCCUUUAUAACAAUGCAGAUGGAGACUUUACAAUUGUACAGGAUACAAAGAUCCUCCUCGAUUAUACAGGAAAAAUAAUAUGGACACCUCCGGCCAUUUUUAAAAGUUACUGUGAAAUUAUAGUCACCUACUUUCCGUUCGACCAGCAGAACUGCAGCAUGAAACUUGGAACCUGGACCUACGAUGGCAAGUUAGUAGUAAUAAACCCGGAAAGUGAUCGUCCAGAUCUCAGUAACUUCAUGGAGAGUGGGGAGUGGAUGAUGAAGGAUUACCGCUGCUGGAAGCAUUGGGUCACGUACACGUGCUGUCCGGAUGUCCCAUACCUGGAUAUCACCUACCACUUCGUCUUACAACGUCUUUCUCUUUACUUCGUUGUGAAUGUCAUCAUUCCAUGUCUUCUUUUCUCCUUUUUAACUGGCUUAGUUUUCUAUCUGCCCACAGAUUCAGGGGAGAAAAUGACUCUGAGUAUCUCUGUUCUGCUGUCCCUGACUGUGUUUCUUCUGGUUAUUGUUGAACUGAUCCCAUCAACGUCUAGCGCGGUGCCGCUGAUUGGAAAAUACAUGUUAUUUACAAUGGUGCUUGUUAUUGCAUCCAUUAUUAUUACUGUUAUUGUGAUAAACACUCAUCAUCGCUCACCGAGUACUCAUACAAUGCCGCCUUGGGUGAGGAAGAUCUUUAUCGACACAAUCCCGAACCUGAUGUUUUUCUCUACCAUGAAACGGCCUUCACAAGAAAAACAGGGACAGAAGAUUUUUGCAGAAGACAUCGAUAUUUCAGAGAUUUCUGGGAAACUGGGUCCUGCUGCAGUGAUUUACCAGUCACCGAUCCUAAAGAAUCCUGAUGUAAAAAGUGCUAUUGAAGGAGUUAAAUAUAUCGCAGAGACCAUGAAAUCGGACCAAGAGUCUAACAAGGCGUCAGAAGAGUGGAAGUUUGUCGCGAUGGUGCUAGAUCACAUUCUACUUGCACUGUUCAUGAUAGUUUGUGUCAUUGGAACAACGGCUGUUUUUGCCGGCCGCCUGAUUGAACUUAAUUCACAGGAAUGAAUUCUAAUGGAACUUCAAUUCACUUAUACCAAUUGUUAGUGAAGGAGCAGAGAUGGAACCAACCUGUAUAUGUAGCUGACAAUAUUCAUAUACUGUAGCUUUAUUCUGCCACAUAGUGAUGAUGAUGAUGCUGACUAUGAUGAAAAAGACCACGGUGGUUUUUCUUUAUAUGGAUACCACUGAAUGAUGAUGAUGAUGA
This is a messenger RNA of Hyla sarda, 1581 nucleotides long. Its product is annotated as acetylcholine receptor subunit alpha-1-B. Bases 9 to 1382 code for a protein of 457 amino acids. Gene Ontology annotation, molecular function: transmembrane signaling receptor activity; acetylcholine-gated monoatomic cation-selective channel activity. Gene Ontology annotation, biological process: chemical synaptic transmission; monoatomic ion transmembrane transport; regulation of membrane potential. The record is from RefSeq and is a predicted model, not a curated record. Gene Ontology annotation, cellular component: neuron projection; postsynaptic membrane; synapse. NCBI's taxonomy places the organism in Eukaryota, Metazoa, Chordata, Amphibia, Anura, Hylidae. The transcript is spliced from 9 exons.